This is a messenger RNA of Rotaria sordida, 3153 nucleotides long. Lineage: Eukaryota; Metazoa; Rotifera; Eurotatoria; Philodinida; Philodinidae. The record is from the annotation of a GenBank genome assembly.
AUGGACAUGACGACAACAGAUACUAAAGGAUGUCUAUCCCUUUUAUCGGGAAGUACGGUCGAGGGUCAAACUUAUGCACGUCAUAUGGCCAAUCAAAAUAUUCAAGAUAUUGACAUUCUUAUUCAUUGUGGUAUUGUCAAAUAUGAACAAAAUCUGAUUCAAACAGGUGUCCCAGGAUUUGUUCGAAUCAAAUUCGAUGAUGGAAUCGAACGUACGGGAAGUACUCAAUUUGCAUUUCAAAAUGAUGUGAAUGGUAUUCGAUGUCUCAAUGGAUUUCAACUGAAAAAAGAACAUUGUACAAGCGAAACACAAAUUGGUGCUCCUCUAUGCGAAGUGACUCGAACGGGUAGAACAUCACCCGAUGCAUCUUCCGCUGCUGCAGCACAAACUCUAAAAUAUGAAACAAUUGAUAUCAGCAAACAAUUUUACGAUGCACUGGCUAAUGUUGAACAACAACGUAAUCAACUGAAUUUCGAUACAAUUCGAAUGAACUAUAAACUAUUUAGUCAAGGUGUAUGUCAAUCGAUAUCUCAAUAUGCUUUACCAUUAUAUCGAACACCAUACAAUCAAUCGAUGUUUGAAGAAAAACAUAUCAAUGAACAAGCUUUUCGUGAUCUUCUCACUUUAGUAGGUCCUGCCUAUGGAUAUAGUUUACCACAAGUAAUUCUGGUUCGUAUUCAAGCUAUUCUCGAUUUCUAUGAUAGAUAUGCGCAUAUUGGUAAUCCGAAUAAUAUCACACAUGUAGCAAAUUAUUUUAAAUCAUGUGCACCAAUCGAUGCUGAUUUUGUUCCAUCACUUCAAUUGAAAUUUUGGCCAAACGAUAUUCAAUCAUUUUUCGAACGAAUAAAACGAAAUCGUCCGAAUAUUUAUCAUUUAAUUAUGAAUAAAACAUCGAUGCAUGUUAUACCGAAAUGGUCAACAAAAACACCGGCAUGUGAUAGAGAACUAGAAUUUCGUUAUUCAUUUUCUGCUAUUGAGUUAAUACUUGCUCAACAACGUUCAAUAAAAGAACGAAUUCUAAAUGGAAUUGCACGAAGUAUCUAUUUCAAAUUUUUAAAAGGACAAAAGGUGCUACCAUCAUAUUUUAUUAAAACAACAGUACUAUGGAUGUGUGAAACAAUGGAUCUUUCUCCGGAUACUGAAGAAAUAUUAGCACAAAAAUGGCUUCAAUAUGCUAUCGAUCUAUUGGAGAAACAAGAUUGUCCACAUUAUAUUAUUCCCAAUGUGAACAUACUCGGACCGUAUUCUGCUGAUUCAUUACGAACUGCUGGAGAAAAAUUAUUGGAAGUAAAUAUAAACACGAUUCAUGAGAUACAAAUGUUUUCUGCUACGAAUCAACAAGACUAUCGAAAUAAAUAUCAUGAAAAUAUUGCUAAUUUUUUGAUUCAAUUGAAACCGAACGAUAUUAUUUGUGCUCUUCGAGAUUAUCAACAACUUAAACGACAAUGGAUUAGUCCACAAUCAUCACAAAUAAUCAUUGACAAUGAUGAAAUCGAUAUGAGUGAAACAUUAACUAUACUCAAUACAUUACGUGGAUUAGAUGGAAAUUAUGAAAAUUGGAAAAAAUUUCGGAGAAUAUUUUUAACAGAUAUACUAUCUGCAGAACCAAUUUGGGGUGAAACUGUAAAUGUAGAAAGUGCUGCUGAUUUUGUAGAAGGUUUAUUCAGUAUUGGUAUUAUUCUUACAAUUAUGAAUGAAAAUAUUUCAUCUAACACUUUGCUAUCGGGGCAAGGUGCACAGUGUAAUAUGGAAGAUUUUCAAAAUUAUCAAAAUGUUAUUCAUCAAUAUUUAAACCCGACGACAUUGUAUAGUAGUAUGCAAUCGACAUAUGCAUAUUGGUAUAAUGAUUCUGUUGCAGCCUUUGAACAACGACGAGUGAUUGAUCAUCAUCCGGAUGGGCCCAAAAUGCAACAAUGGAAACCUGAAUCUGCGAUGAAACUCGGAGGUCGUUGUAUGAAAAUGGCUCCUGAUGGCUUGUCAUUAACUAUUGGUGAUCUUAAUGGAAAUAUUCGUAUAUUUGACAUGAAAACAUUCAAACAGAUAGCAUUUAUUGUAGCACACGAUGAUAAUGAAGUACUUAGUAUUGAUUAUGGUCAAUCAACUGAUAUGAAUGUGAUCUUUCUGGCGUCAAGUAGUCGUGAUCGUUUUGUUCAUAUAUUUGAUAUAUCAAAAGAUUAUCAAUUAAUUACAACGUUAGAUGAUCAUUCAGGAGCUGUAACAGCUAUUCGUUUUACAAAUUUACCCAUAACUUCCGAUCUACAACUGAUCUCCUGUGGUGCUGGUAAAUCAUUGAAUGAAAAUGGAAAACAUCAAUCUCUUCGUUCACAUCAUGUUUUUGAAAAUCAAACAUUUUAUGACUUAACAGUUGACCCGUCACAUGAAUUUAUACACACAGUUUGUCAUGAUCGAAUGAUAAGAACUUAUUAUACUAAAGAUGCUAAACGAGCUCUAGCUUGUAGAGAUACAGCCAGUGAUAGUACCAGCUAUUUAAUUAAAAUUGAUAUUCAUCCAUCAGGAAAAUGUUUAGCAACAUCAUGUUCAAAUAGAUGUGUUUAUCUUUGGGAUGCAACAACAGCCGAAUGCAUUGCAUCAUUAUUUGGUCAUGGUGAAAUUGUCACAGAUUUAAAAUUUAGUGAUGAUGGACAUCAUCUCUAUACGGUCGCAGGUGAUAGUUGUAUUUUUGUGUGGAAUAUUGGAGAAUUACUUGUUGCAUCGUCGAGUUAUCAAUCAAUGUCAGCUCCGCCAUUGAAAACAAAUGAUUAUACUGUAGUUGAAAGGGUUGUAACAAUUUCACAGACAUCGAACCUAACUGAAACACACCAACCGCAAACAAAUAGUCAGCAAAGUUUUCGAAAAAGUUCUCAACUUGGCUCAAUAUCAAAUGAAUCUGAAUUCUCUGAUUCACAAUUAAUCAAUAAAACAAUUUCUCCACACGAUAAUGAUUCAGUUUUUAUCGAAGAAGAUGCUGAUGAUGAAACUGCAGAUAAUAUAGUUAACUCAACUGUAGAAAUGAAUUCAUUUUUGAAUGAAAAUUAUAAUCAUGAAUAUUCAACAAUUAAUGCAACAGAUGCUAGUGAAACUUCCAAACAUCUAUUCCAAAGACAAGACAGUAUUUCAUCUCGUUUUUCUUCCCUAUCAAUACAAAUGACGUAA